Molecule: messenger RNA, 321 nt
Organism: Triticum turgidum subsp. durum (durum wheat)
Lineage: Eukaryota; Viridiplantae; Streptophyta; Magnoliopsida; Poales; Poaceae
Source: the annotation of a GenBank genome assembly
AUGGCGGCGGGAGGCGUGUGGGUGUUCCGGAAGGACGGCGUGAUGGAGCAGGACGCAUCGACGACGGCGAAGAGCAAGGCGCUGGUGUACAUGCCGGCCAACGAGCCGAUGAGGUCGCUGCCGGCGCUGGAGCGGCGGCUGGGGUCGCUCGGGUGGGAGCGCUACUACGAGAACAUCGCCGUGGUGCAGCUUCACAGGCCGGACGGCGGCCUCGACCUCAUCACUCUCCCGCGCGACUUCGCCAGGCUGCGCUCCACCCACAUGUACGACGUCGUCAUCAAGAACCGAGGCCACUUCAGGGUCGUCGACCACGUCUACUAA